Messenger RNA from Camponotus floridanus (Florida carpenter ant), 1261 nucleotides. RefSeq names its product alcohol dehydrogenase [NADP(+)]. The coding region runs from base 140 to 1129 and encodes 329 amino acids. The transcript has 7 exons. Gene Ontology annotation, molecular function: oxidoreductase activity. The record is from RefSeq and is a predicted model, not a curated record. NCBI's taxonomy places the organism in Eukaryota, Metazoa, Arthropoda, Insecta, Hymenoptera, Formicidae.
GAGACAUGCGUAUGUUGCUAGAGAAUACUAUUCUAAUUUUAGAAAACGGCCUAUCCAAGAGUAACACAUUUCUUUCUGACUUCUAAACUUAAUCAAGAAAAAGAUAAGCACGAAUAUCAAGGGAGGAAUCUUAACAAGCAUGCGUUCUAUACGGUUACUAUCCGGGUACGAUAUGCCUACAGUGGGAUUGGGAACGUGGCAGGCUAAACCGGAAGAAAUCGAGAGAGCUGUGAGCACCGCUCUGGAAUGUGGCUACAGGCAUAUCGAUACAGCAACAAAUUAUAAUAAUGAAGAGGCAAUUGGCCAAGCUUUAAAAAAAUGGUUUGAAAAAGGUGGUACUAGGAAGGAACUUUUUAUCACGACCAAGCUGCCGCAUUUUGGCAAUCGACCAUCCGACGUAGAAAAAUUCAUCAAGUUAUCGUUGGAGAAACUCGGAUUGGAUUACUUAGAUAUGUAUCUUAUUCAUUUGCCGUUUGCGUUUAAGUUUGACGAAAAGACAGGUGGUGCAGCAACUCAUGAAGAUGGAAGUUACGUACUCGACUUUGAUACAGAUCCUGUCUCAGUAUGGAAGGAAAUGGAAAAGCAAGUUGAAUCAGGUCGAACCAGAUCCAUAGGUUUGAGCAAUUUUAAUGAAGAGCAAAUUUUGACUGUUUGGGAAAACGCACAGAUUAAACCAAGUAAUCUACAGGUGGAGUUACAUGCGUACAUGCAGCAAAAGUCGAUUCGAGAUUUAUGCAAAAAAUAUAAUAUUGUCAUAACGGGUUACAGUCCAUUGGGUUCUCCAGCUGCUAAGACGCACUUUGAGACAAAAUAUAAAUAUACUUUAGAAAAAUCACCUGACUUAUUAAACCAUCCGGUUGUAAAAGAUAUUGCUGUGAGACAUAAGAAGACAGCAGCGCAGGUCUUAUUACGUUAUUUGCUGCAGCUGGACAUUGUAAUUAUUCCCAAGAGCUCGUCUCCCGAGAGAAUCAAAUCAAAUAUAGAUUUAUUUGAUUUUGACUUAUCAGAGGAUGAUAUGAAAGCCUUGAGUACUUUAGAUGAAGACACUAAUGGAAGAAUUUUUAACUUCUUAUUUUUUAAAGGAAUUCAAGAUCAUCCACAUUAUCCAUUUAAAAACGAACUUCCAUAAUUGUAAAUUAAUAUACGAAUUAUUAGUUUUUUAAUAAAAUAGUUGAAAAAAAAAUUAUGUAACAUUCGCAACAAAAGCACAACAUUAUACGUAUAUAAAUUAGGGACGUUUUUUUUUCAAUGCAAUCUGUAC